AUGACCAGGACCAGGAUUUUCCUCCUCCUGUCGAUGGCCCUGGCUUCCGCUUUCUGCUUCAACUUGGACAUAGACCAGCCAACAACCUUCCAUGUGGACAGCGCUGGGUUUGGAUACAGCGUGGUCCAGUAUGCCAACUGGCUGGUGGUUGGAGCCCCCCAGGAGAUAAAGGCUUCCAAUCAAACGGGUGGCCUCUACCAGUGCAACUACAGCAUGGGCAAGUGUGAACCCAUCCCCCUGCCGGUGCCUCCAGAGGCUGUGAACAUGUCCCUGGGCCUGUCCAUGGUGGCCACCACCAGCCCCUUUCGGCUGCUGGCCUGUGGCCCCACCGUGCACCAUGCAUGCAGGGAGAACAUGCACUUGACCGGGUUUUGCUUCCUGCUGGUCUCCCCGUCCCGGCAGGCCCAGAGGAUCCCGGCUGCCCUGCAGGAGUGCCUGAGGCAGGAGCAGGACAUUGCCUUCCUGAUCGAUGGUUCGGGCAGCAUCUCCUCCACCAAUUUUGCCAAAAUGCUGAACUUCGUGAAGGCUAUGAUGAGCCAGUUCCAGAGUCCCAGCUCCCAGUUCUCCCUGGUGCAGUUCUCCCACAAGUUCCAGGUGCACUUCACUUUCAAAGCUUUCGCAGCCAGCUCAAACCCACUAAGCCUGCUGACCUCCGUACAGCAGCUGAGUGGGUACACGCACACGGCCACAGCCAUCAGGAUGGUCACAGAACAGCUGUUCAGUGCCUUAUAUGGGGCCCGAAAAGAUGCCUCCAAAAUCCUCAUCGUCAUCACCGAUGGGCAGAAAAAACAGGACCCUCUGGAUUACAAGGAUGUCAUUCCCAGUGCUGAGGCUGCUGGCAUCAUCCGCUAUGCAAUUGGGGUGGGAUUGGCUUUUCAAAAUAUACAUUCCUGGCAAGAAUUAAAGGACAUCGCAUCGAAGCCCUCCCAUGAACAUAUAUUUAAAGUGGAGAACUUUGAUGCUUUGAGAGACAUUCAAAACCAACUGAAAGAGAAGAUCUUUGCCAUUGAGGGUACGCAGACUAUAAGCAGCAGUUCCUUCGAACUGGAGAUGUCCCAGGAGGGCUUCAGUGCUGUGUUCAUGCCUGAUGGACCAGUUCUGGGGGCUGUGGGGAGCUUCAGCUGGUCUGGAGGUGCCUUCCUGUACCCCCCAAAUAGGAGCCCCACCUUCAUCAACAUGUCUCAGGAGCACACGGACAUGAGAGACUCUUACCUGGGUUACUCCACAGAGCUGGCCGUUUGGAAGGGGCUACACAGCCUGGUCCUGGGGGCCCCCCGCCAUCAGCACACAGGGAAGGUUGUCAUCUUCACGCAGGUGUCCGGGCAAUGGAGGCCGAAGGCUGAAGUUACAGGGACCCAGAUCGGCUCCUACUUCGGGGCCUCCCUCAGCUCCGUGGACGUGGACAGAGAUGGCAGCUCCGACCUGGUCCUCAUCGGGGCCCCCCAUUACUAUGAGCAGAGCCGGGGCGGGCAGGUGUCCGUGUGCCCCUUUCCCUGUGCAGGGAGGGCUAAGUGGCAGUGUGGUGCUGUCCUGCGAGGGGAGCAAGGCCAUCCCUGGGCCCGCUUUGGGGCAGCUCUGACGGUGCUGGGGGAUGUGAACGGGGACUGGCUGACGGACGUGGCCGUCGGGGCCCCGGGAGAGCAGGAGAACCGGGGUGCUGUCUACCUGUUUCACGGAACCUCGGGACUGGGCAUCAGCCCCGCCCACAGCCAGCGGGUCACAGGCGCCCAGUUCUCCCCCGGCCUCCAGUAUUUUGGGCAGUCACUGAGCGGGGGUCAGGACCUCACCAUGGAUGGACUGAUGGACUUGGCUGUAGGGGCCUGGGGGCACGCGCUGCUGCUCAGGACCAGACCUGUGCUUAGGGUGUGGGCACACAUCCACAUCACACCUCCAGAGAUCACCAGGUCUGUGUAUGAAUGCCACCAGCAGCUGGCCUUUGCCCAGUCUCUGGGUGAGGCCAUUGUCUGCCUUCGUGUUUCUCAAAGUCCCAAGAACCGGCUGGCCAACCUCCAAAGCGUUGUGACCUUUGACCUAACCCUUGACCCUGGCCGCCUGAGUCCUCGUGCUGUCUUCGAGGAGACAAGGACUCGGAGUCUGACUCGUGUUCGAGACCUGGGGCUGACACAGCACUGUGAGCCCGUGAGGUUGCUCCUGCCGGCCUGUGUGGAGGACUCGGUGACCCCCAUCAUCUUGCGUCUCAACUUCUCCCUGGUGGGCAAGCCUGUCUCUGGCUUUGGAAACCUCCAGCCUAUGCUGGCAGUGGAUGCCCAGAGAUAUUUCAUGACCUCUCUCCCCUUUGAGAAGAACUGUGGUGCCGAUCACGUCUGCCAGGACGACCUCGGCAUCUCCUUUGGGGUCUCAGGCUUGAAGACCCUGAUUGUGGGGAGUAACCUGGAGCUGAACUUGGAAGUGAGAGUGUGGAAUGAUGGAGAGGACUCCUAUGGAACCACAGUCACCUUCUUCUACCCGCCGGGGCUAUCUUAUCGACGUGUGGCGGGGGGCCAGAACCAGCUGCAGUCACGUGCCCUGCGCCUGACCUGUGACAGUGCCCCCACCGGGAGCCAGGGCACCCUCAGCACCAGCUGUAGCAUCAACCACCUAAUCUUCCGUGAGGGGGCCCAGAUCACCUUCAGGGCCACCUUUGACGUCUCCCUCACGGCCAUGCUGGGAGGCCGGCUGCUUCUUGCAGCCAAUGUGAGCAGUGAGAAUAACACCCCCAAGAUGAGCAAGACCACCUCCCGGCUGGAGCUCCCGGUGAAGUAUGCCGUGUACACCGUGAUCAGCAGCCAUGAACAAUCCACCAAGUACCUCAACUUCUCUACCUCCGAGGAGGAGGAAAGCAGCAGGGCUCAGCACAGAUACCAGGUGAACAACCUGGGACAGAGGGACCUGCCUGUCAGCAUUGACUUCUCAGUGCCCGUGGAGCUGAACCGGCUGACCGUGUGGAAGGAUAUGGAGGUCCUCCACCCUCAGAACCCAUCCAUUCAGUGCUCUUCAGAGAGAACAGUGCCCACAGAGUCCGACUUCCUGACCCACUUUCAGAAGAAGCCUGUCCUGGACUGCUCCACUGCUGCCUGCCUGAGGUUCCACUGUGACAUCCGCUCCUUCGGCGUCCAGGAGGAACUUGACUUCAUCCUGAAAGGCAAUCUCAGCUUCGGCUGGGUCAGCCAGACACUGCAGAAGAAGGUGUUGGUUGUGAGUGUAGCUGAGAUCACGUUCAACAGAUCCGUGUAUUCCCAGCUUCCAGGACAGGAGGCAUUUUUGAGAGCCCAGAUGGAGCUGGUGCUGGAGAAGUAUGAGGUCUAUAACCCCACCCCCAUUAUUGUGGGCAGCUCUGUGGGAGGACUGCUGCUGCUGGCUCUCAUCACAGCCAUACUGUAUAAGGUUGGCUUCUUCAAACGUCAGUACAAGGAAAUGAUGGAGGGAGCAAAUGGACAGCCUGCUCCAGAAAAUGGGACAGGAGACCCCCAAGUUGCCCAGUAA
Molecule: messenger RNA, 3483 nt
Organism: Lipotes vexillifer (Yangtze River dolphin)
Lineage: Eukaryota; Metazoa; Chordata; Mammalia; Artiodactyla; Lipotidae
Gene: ITGAX
Product: integrin subunit alpha X
Exons: 31
Coding region: 1-3483 (1160 amino acids)
Biological process (GO): cell-cell adhesion; cell adhesion mediated by integrin; cell-matrix adhesion
Cellular component (GO): integrin complex; external side of plasma membrane
Molecular function (GO): integrin binding
Source: RefSeq, a predicted model, not a curated record